AAUCAUGACUCAGCUCCUUUUUCGUUGACUUCAUGUUUUAUGCUAUCGUCCCCUUAACCCAAUCUUUCUGCUGCUAAAUCUUCAGUUUUCCUUUUCAAGUUCACAAGUUUAAUUGCUUCACGAAGGUUUUGUGUCGAUAAAAACUGCAACAAACAAACUAUUGAACGUCCAAUGGCACAGAACCAUGACGCAACAUUUUUCAAGACAACUUGGACCCCAUGAAGUCAAAUGAUGAAUUGCUUGUUGGAAAGGUGAUCCGGCUGUUAUCUGGUGCCUCGCUCCAGGUCUUUCCCGCCCAUUUCCUCUCCUACCGCCAGCCUUCAUGUUGUGCCAACAAAGAGCGAGGCAUUCCACCCGCAUAUUCGAUACCCCCACACGGCCCGGACCUGCCAUUCCAACUAAACGGCUGCAGACGUAAAGACCCCCCCCCCCCCUUUUUAACCCCCUUUGAGGCUUCACUUCAUCCCCCGAGGCCCUCGGUCUGAUUUUCCAUGCCGCGUCUUUUCAGCGCAGAGCCGGCGGACUCGGUCCGACCUCCCAGAUGUUUUCCCGCGGAGCGGCACAGGAAGCUAUUAAAAAGCCAAUCAGUCAUGCUCGGUUGAAAGUGUUUGGCUGGGUUUCCCGUCACAUGGCCUGGAAAUUGGAUCCCUCCGCGCCUGCCUCCACUCCCCCCCCACCACCACCACCACCACCGCGAGUAGACUGCCGGCUCGUUUCACGGACUUGCAGAGUAGAGCGUGAGUCGAGCGGAGAGCUGAGCCCUGUCCGUCUCGAGCUCCACCUCACCUGGGACCAUGAACCCGUGGACCGCCGCGUCUUGGCUGCUCCUGGCCGGCUUCUGCUUCCUGUCUUCCGCUUCGCUCUCUCACUUCGACACCGAGUGUUACACGGCCAACGGGGAGGACUACAGGGGCUUCCAGAAACAGACCAGUUUGUACGGGGGGAAGCCCUGCCUCUUCUGGAACGAAACCUUCCAGCACCCCUACAACACGCUCAAGUACCCCAACGGCGAGGGCGGACUGGGCAGCCACAACUAUUGCAGGAACCCCGACGGGGACGUCCAGCCAUGGUGCUACAUUGCAGACCACGAAGACGGGAUUUACUGGCGGUACUGCGACAUUCCAACAUGCCAGAUGCCCGGUAACCUUGGCUGCUUCCGAGACAGCGGCGACCCGCCCACCUUGUCCGGGCCCACCGAGACGUCCAACAAGCAGACCAUUCAGUCCUGCAUCAGCUUCUGCAGGAAGCAGAGAUACAAGUUGGCCGGCAUGGAGUCGGGGUACGCUUGUUUCUGCGGCAACGAAGCGGACCUGUUGGACCACGGCGAGGCCCCCAGCAUGGAGUGUAACCACGUUUGUUUCGGCGACCACAGGCAGCCUUGCGGCGGAGACGGCUGGCUCAUCGUCUUCGACACUCGCGUGGGUUCCUGCGGCGGGAACUACUCGUCCCCCUCCGGGGUCAUCUACUCACCGGACUUUCCGGACAAAUACGGAGCCGCUCGCGUUUGCUAUUGGACGGUGCAGGUGCCUGGCUCCUCGGCCAUCCUGUUCAACUUCACCUUCUUCGACAUCACGGACCAAGCCGACAUGGUGGAGCUGCUCAACGGCUACACCAGCGAGGUGGUGGCGCGCUUCGACUGGCGCAGCCCGCCCCGCCGGCUACUCAACGUCACCGGGGACUUCAUCAUACUCUAUUUCUACUCGGACCGGACCAACCAGGCGCAGGGCUUUGCGCUGCUCUACCAAGCGCUCAGAAGCAACGAGGACCAGGCAAAUGCAGAAGACGAGGGCUUCUCUAGCACGGUGGAACCUCACGUGGCGGCGCUCCCCGGGGUCACCGACGGCACCAACGUGACCACCAAAGGACGCUCGACCUCGCAGAUCCUCUACGUGAUCACGUCCAGCCCCGGCAAGCCGGAGCACAGCAUGCCAGGUCAGUGGGCUGGACCCGGACGGAGCAGCGGACACAGCGCCAUGUGGACCAUCUACGCUCUGGCCGGCCUCCUCAUCCUCACCGUGGUCGCCAUGCUGGCAAAGCUACUGCUGCACGUCACAAUCAAGUCUCCCCGAAUCCCCACAGUGAGCGGCUCAGACAGCUGCAGCCAGAGCGCUUCAACAUCAUCAGAGCCAUGGAUCAUCUUGUACCGGCCCUCCACCAUCUCCCUCUUCAAGCAGAAACUCAAGAGCCACCAUCAACACCACCACCACCACCACCACCAUGGAGACCUGAGCCCCUUGGUGGGCAACUAGCGCGACCCUUGAUCCCUUCCUCUGAACUCUAUGGUUAGCAAGGCGCUAAACUAACGAGUGGCUAAUGCGGGUAUGGCACCCUCUGGCCAGGAUGGAUGCCAACUUUCUCCGUCAGCGUGGUGCCGCUUCUUCGGAACUCGGGCCUCAUUUGCAAAAGUUUUCAGGGCGACCGGUCGCCCUCGGAGAGGGUAAGUUGCUCACGAGUCGAAGAGGACCGCACCGAGGGUGUUGCGGAAGUCUUAGCGUCGUGUGGCGUUCAAGUGCCUUACGGCAUAUCCCCCUCGCUCUACUCACACAUCUCAUGAUGACAAUGAUUUAUUUUUGUAAGCCUUUGUAAAUAGUCGCAAUGAGGCGUUUAAUGGCCCGUUCGUUUGUGUUCUUUGUCUUUACUGAACAUAUUGUUCACAUUAGCUUUGAAACGCGGGAUGGGGCGGGGUAACAUUGAGUCCUAUGUAAUUCUAUGUGCUUGUUCGUAUUGACGUCAUAGGGACAAAAUUAUUGGGACACCCAAGAA
Syngnathus acus (greater pipefish) is the source of this 2763-nucleotide messenger RNA. It is a transcript of the gene kremen1, whose product is annotated as kringle containing transmembrane protein 1. NCBI's taxonomy places the organism in Eukaryota, Metazoa, Chordata, Actinopteri, Syngnathiformes, Syngnathidae. The record is from RefSeq and is a predicted model, not a curated record. The transcript has 12 exons. Gene Ontology annotation, cellular component: plasma membrane. Gene Ontology annotation, biological process: multicellular organism development. Bases 795 to 2249 code for a protein of 484 amino acids.